GACGCAGCAGAGGAGGACUCCAGCAUCUGAACCGGAGCGGAACGAAGCUGCGACUGAAUCCUCUAGAUUCUUCUUGGUGCCUCUUUCAUUCUGAUUUUAAACUUGACUUGCAUUGUGCUAUGUUCAAGGAGUCCACUGUAAACAAAAGCCACCGGCUCAGGGCGUUUGUGUUUGUGUCGUCGGUAAAUACGCCGUACACAGUUUGCAGCAUCUGCUAACAGCGGCUAGGCUAACUAAGCGAGCUAACCGGCAGACGGGCUGGGAGCCGGCUAUGAGAAAGACAAGUUAGUCUGAAGGUGCUGCGUCGGUGUAAAUGAUUUGUGGAGCAGAUUAUUGCGCAGUGAACUAAGAUUGAGGCAACGGACACCUCAAGUGUUCGAAGAAAGCCAAUGUUUGCAUCAAGCUAACGAUUAGCCAUCGGUUGAUACUUAAGCUAACAGUAGCUCAUUAGUGACAGGUAACUCAACCCAGGUACGUCGAGACACAGACAUGGCCAGUAAACCCGUGUCAGACUUUAAAUGCCAACCUAACGGAGAAAACACACCGAGACGAGUGUCCGGUUCUGGUCGGUCAUGUCGCUACCAGUCCGAGUCCGAAUCAGACGGUGGCCCGACGGCGAAAAGCUUAGCGCAGCUGUGCAGCAGGGACGAGGAUGAGCGGGCAGCGGCUCUGGAGGAGCUGAGCCAGGAGGUUCUGCUGUGUCUAGGUUCGGCACGGCAAGGUUCGGCACGGCUGAGUAAACAGACCCUCCUGCACCUGCUUCGGCUGUCCAGGUCCUGUCCACUGCAGGAGGUCCGGGGGAGAGCGACCGAGCUGCUGCGGACCGCACAGGAUCAAGGAGUCGACGUUCCUCGGGCCCUGGCCUCAGGUCCAAGUGCCUUUAUCCCUGCAAAAGAGAUGUUGAAAGAAGGGCCGAACCAGAAGGUCCUCAUUGAAUCGUUUCUAUCACUGGGUCGUGUGGACCAUAUCACCAUGGUGAUGGCGCUGCACCCGUCCUAUCUCAGCUGCUUCUUGAGGACCCAGCAUGCUUUGUUGGAGCUGGACGGCCCCUUGCCUCGUCACUGGAGACAUUACAUUGCUCUCAUGGCUGCAGCUCGACACCAUUGUUCGUACCUGGUGCAGCAGCACAGCGCUGGUUUCCUGGAGGCCGGAGGGGAGGAGAGCUGGCUCAGCGGCCUCGAGCGCGCUCCCACCAAACUGCGCAGCCUGCAAACACUCAACAAGCUGCUGGCACACAGACCCUGGCUCAUUACCCAGCAGCACAUCCAGGAGCUGGUGUGUCCUGGAGCAGACCCUCCCUGGUCACUGGCUGAACUAAUACAUGCUGUUGUCCUGAUGGCACACGCUCACUCACUCUCCUCCUUCGUAUGGGGCUGCGGUUUGAACCCUGAACCUGACCACAUUGGAGGUUACACCUUCGAGCCUCCUUCACCCAGUCACCUUCCUCGUAGCCCUCAUAGCCCUGCUCAUGAGGAUGGCAGGCAAGAGCUGGUUGACGGAGCGAUGGAGGUGGAGGUGUUGAUGAAGAGGAUGGUGGAGCUGCAGCAGCAGGAGGAAGAGUGCACACAGGAGGAGAUGGUUACUCGGUUUGAAAGGGAGAGGAGCGAGAGCAUACCAACAGCGGUGGUGCGGGGAGCUCCGCCUGACCUGGUGCUGUGUCUGGUGGAGGAACCAGAGUUCAGAUAUGAGGACUUUGCCCCCAGAGGAGAGCAGGCACCACCCACUAUGAGAGCACAGGACUAUUCAUGGGAGGAUCAUGGCUUCUCUCUGGUAAACAGACUGCUGCCAGACAUGGGCCAGCUCCUGGAUGAGAAAUUCCAGGUUGUGAGCUACUUGACCUACCACAGGAUGGCCAUGCAUGAAGGUGUGGAUACUUACACACUGAGAAAAGCUCUGUGGAACUACAUCCACUGCCUCUACGGGAUACGCUAUGAUGAUUAUGACUACGGCAGCGUGAAUGUGUUGUUGGAGCGCUCUCUGAAGGUGUUUGUUAAAACCCUGGCCUGUCACCCCGAGCAGACCACGGCACGCGUUUACCACGCCUGCUGGAGACACUUCAGACACUCGGAAAAGGUUCAUGCAAAUCUAAUAGUGAUGGAAGCCCGGCUACAGGCAGCCCUUCUUUAUACCUUACGAGCCAUUACACACUACAUGAGAUGACACGCUCAAUCACAUUUUUGCAGAUGCUGAGCCAGCUGUGACGUACCACAGUCUAGACAAUCUUGCACACACUACUGCGAAUGUUUGCAUAUCAUAUGUGUCAGUGUUCUUUAUUUUCAUGCUGCUUUGUGAUUCUAUUUAACAUUUAUUACCUGUUUUGCACUGAUGUGUAUCAGAUUUCAUGUCCCCAUUUGAGCCUCCAGUGUUGUACUGAAUAUCUUGCACAUGUUCCUGUCGCACGGACAUAUCGGCAUGCCCACGGUAUUAGGUCUGACAUCAUCAUCGUCAUCAUGAUCCAAGUGUUUCCUUUGCCGAAUUUUUGUUGCGCAUUUCACAAAUCAACCACAUCAUUACUGCUCAUGCCUUGGUCCUCUUGUCUGCAGGGCACAUAGAUAAAGCAAGACAAAAUAUCCUGUAUUUUUUUAUACACAAUAAAGUUACUUUAUCAAAAUUGAA
Stegastes partitus (bicolor damselfish) is the source of this 2616-nucleotide messenger RNA. It is a transcript of the gene sesn2, whose product is annotated as sestrin 2. Gene Ontology annotation, molecular function: oxidoreductase activity, acting on peroxide as acceptor; L-leucine binding. The transcript is spliced from 11 exons. Gene Ontology annotation, biological process: regulation of response to reactive oxygen species; cellular response to leucine starvation; cellular response to L-leucine. The record is from RefSeq and is a predicted model, not a curated record. NCBI's taxonomy places the organism in Eukaryota, Metazoa, Chordata, Actinopteri, Pomacentridae. Bases 490 to 2160 code for a protein of 556 amino acids. Gene Ontology annotation, cellular component: nucleus.